GGGCCGGGCCGGGAUGGCGCUGGACGUGCGGCGCCUUGAGGGGCUGAGCCUGCAGGAGCUCAGCGCGCUGCUGGACGACGAGGAGCGGCUGCAGGACAUGGCCCGCGAGAUGGAGGAGGCCCAAAAUGUUCAGCACAGCAAGGACAUGACUCUUGCCAGCAACCGCAGUCUGGCAGAAGGCAACCUUUUGUACCAGCCAAAGUUGGAGUCUUUGAAAUCCAAUUUGACUGAGAAAUAUCAGGAGCUGCAAGUUCUUUUUGAAGCCUACCAGAUAAAGAAAACCAAACUAGACAGACAAUCCAGUAAUGCUUCCCUGGAGACACUGCUGGCACUGCUGCAGACAGAGGGGGCUAAGAUUGAGGAGGACACAGAGAAUAUGGCAGAAAAAUUUCUUGAUGGUGAAAUACCUCUGGAUGCCUUCAUCGACGAAUACCAGAGCAAGCGGAAACUGGCUCACCUGCGGCGGGUGAAAAUCGAGAAGCUCCAGGAAAUGGUGCUGAAGGGACAGAGACUUCCACAGGCCCAGCCCAGGGCACCUGAGCCAACACCAGCACCUCAAGAUUCCUUCCCUUCGGAUGCAAACGCUCCUCCUUCAAUCCUGCCCCGACGGAUACCACCCCCUCCACCUGCAGCCCCAGCAGGACGCUUCCCUACUCCCUUUACUGCAGCCAUGAGUUCAGGACCAGCUCUUUCUUAUCUAGGUGCUCCAUACCCUCCUCUUCCUCCUCGGCCAGGAGCUCAGUCUGCCAGUCAGAUUCCACAGCCAGGAUACCCAUCUCAGUUUGUACCACAGUGUCCUCCACCUCUCCCCCAAAGACCACCUCGCCUUCCACCACAUCCUGGCUUUAUCCUCCAGUGAAUACUCUGGUGCGCCUGACUUCGUAUUGGUGCUCAUCUUCCCUUUCCCUCCCCAUCAGAGACGUCGUGUAGGCAGUGGGAAGCCUCUGGGUUUUGCACAAGGGAGUAUGAAAUCCAAGCUGUGGCACAGAGGUUUGCAAUUACAUUUGGUAAACGUGAUUCUUUUUGUUUUCAAGUAUCAGUGACAGCAAGGUUGGUCUGGGAAGGUGGUAGGGUCUGAUUUUUUGCAAACCCAUCAAACUGUGGGACAGCGUAGAGUGGAUCUCCUGAUGUUACCGAUCAAAUCCCACUCGGAAUUCUUUAGCAAAUCAGCAUCCUCUUCUGCCCUGGUGGGUUCCCAUCACAUCUGUGUGUGGCAAACUGGGAGCUGUUUGUCUCUAAAGAAUUCUCAGGCAGUGCCAGUGUUCGGAUAGUCACAGCCAGAUCUGAACAUUGGGCAUAGGGCUGCAGUGGGUCCCACCAGCACCCUUUGCUGCGUGCCCAGGCAGGGUCAGUCCUGGCCAGUGCUCAACGUUGCCAGAGCUCACUGGGCUGAAACUCUUCUCAGAAAAUGUCCUGUGGUUUUUCCAACAGUUACAAGAGUUUGAUUUCUACAUUUCAGUUGUUUCCUUAAACUUUUCAUAGUAGAAGCACACACUGCUCCCACUCCUAAAUAGAUUGAUAUACUGAAAGUCCUGGUCUCUUGAAAUUAAACUGACUUGUAGGGCCAGUUUAGAAUUUUAUAGAAAUGUUACUAGGCAUUUCUAUUUCCUUGUCUAUUAAGACUCUUUCAUACAGUUGUUUUUUUUAAAUUUUCCACACCUUGGAUACAGCAGUGAUUUUUUUACACAGGUGCUUAGCUUUUGAUAUCAUGUGAUUCCAGCAAUCUAAGCAGGGUCUUUUCUUAAUCAAAUACUGGGUUUUCAUGUGAUUGCCCACUUGAAACUCCACGAUUUCAUCUGAACCCUCAAACUCAGUCUCUUGCUUGGCAGAGCUGUUUUUAACUUUCCCAUUUCCUUUAGUUUUGCAGGUUUUGGCAUGUGUUUCUCUCUGGAAUUUGUAGGUGAUGUCCCCCUGCAAGCAGGCGAAACAGAAAAGCUUCUUGAGCUCCAUGGUGGCUGUUUGCGUCUUGCAUAAUCCAUUCUUGACUUGCUUGUGCCACUGGAGGGGGAGCUCAAAUUUCAUUCUCAAUGUGACUCUUGAAGCCUAAGGUGCAGACACAUGCUGGCAUUUUAAUCUGGCAUUAGGGGAGGCAAAUCUUAAUACUCAUUGCUUGCACAGAAUGUGUCCAUAAAUUCGUUGCCGGUUUCUCACAUCCACCACUUCCGAUUAAUUCAUGGUAGUUUUAAGAAACUCACAGUCCAGAAUCUGCCAUAGCCCCUGGAUUAUUUUAAAACAUUUUCAUAUCAUUGUCCUGGAGUGCACUACAUUGUUGGGAAAUCUACAAACAGCUUCAGUCAGAAUAUCUUUUUCUUUACGUAAGGCCCUUGACUAUCCCUUAAUCAUUUCCUCUGGAGUGUGGCAGUUGCUAGCAAGUACUAAUCUGAAAUUAAACUCAUAACAGGAAGCUCUCUAUUCUAAAAAUGUGGUUAUUUGGCAUGUUUUGCCUUCUGAAGACAAAGGGCAGAAGGCUGGUCAGUGUUACUGGCAUCUGAACCAAUUCCCCAGUGCAAGUCUGGAAAGUUUCUAUAGAGGGAGGAUUUUGUGAAGCAACGUGCAUUGGAUUUGUUUGCAAAGUGUGUUGGUUUUUUUUCUGUAAUCUAGUGAUGGUACAGGAUGUGUUUGUUUUAUUUUUAAAAUAGUGUGAUAUCUUUCCUUGGUAUUAUUUUCUCACUGAAGCUUCAUAUAAGCAUGGUUAAUUAUGACUCGUUUCAAAGUAAUUUUGCUGUGCUGUUAGUGCUGAUGUUUGGAUGGCAACUGUUGUAUCUGGAUGCUAAACAUAAGUCUGCUGUAGGAAUGAUUUGUGUCCUAGAAGGAAUUAAAGUGGGUGUAGGCUACCAGGGUGGUGACUUGAGUACAGAAGUUCCUCCUUUGAGCCUGCUACACAAAAACUCUACAACACUCUCAAAUUAGUUUUGCUAACAUUUGAUAAAAACAACCAGGUAUAUUUUACACUUACCAAGUGCCAACUCUUUUCCCCGAGGGCUGAAAAUCCUCAGAAGUGAUGGAGGUGAUGGGUAAGUGUGUUGUGAAUUUGCACUGCAUUUUGUGUAUCUAACUUUAUUGGUAUUGGUAGCCUCAAAAUAUUUUUACUACUUGUUAAAUUUUCUGUCUUUUGGUAACUUUUGUGAUACCAUGACCUUUCAGGGAUCUUUUAUCUAAAACCAGACUCUUGUGCAAACUACAUACAGACAAAGCUAAUGCAAUGUUUCUGUCUGGAAGCAAAACAAUGCAUUAUUGCAUAUGCAUGUGGCUGAUGUGCCUUAGGAUCACUACUGGUGAUUGUAAUACUAGGAUAUUAGCAUUCUUACCAUUUGAAUGGCCAUUGCUUGACUCUAAUUUAAGGGCUCUUCAAGAGCACUUUUACAAAAAGCUCACCCUAAUAUUUCAGAAAAAAAAAAAAAAAGGCUGUCUGCUGUUUGUAAGAUUAUAUUUGCCUUCACUGAUGGGUAAGUUUGAACAUAGAUAAUGUAACUAAUGUGAUGUUUCAGUUAGAGCAGUCUCCUAACUGAAAUCCAGCUGCUCAUGAAAAGCAUUUUGCCAUUAAUUGUGUGUGUGUGCACACAAACUGUAAAUAUUUACUUGACUGCUGGUGAUGUUUAAAGGAGAAAGAGGACUGUGGAAAGCUGUUUCAAAUCCUGUCAGAAAGAAAUGUUACAAAACACUAACCUGAACGAGUUGGGCCAGAGUUGUGUUGGUGCUUUUGACCUGUUGCCCUUUGAUAGCUUCUUCUGUUCUUUUAUAGCUAAUAAAUAAAUUCUGCUCUGGCUAGGAUGUUUAGAAUCAUACUAAUUUGCACUGUUUAUAAGAUAGUGAGAUUAAAAUGCCAUAGGCAAGCUGAGACUUGAGAGGGGGUGACUCAGUAUGCUUGCCACUAUAUAUAUAUAUCUAUAUUAUUAUGUUGUCUGAGGGUUUGUAAUGUCUGCUGCAAAGAGCAUCUACUUCCCAAAAGCAAUUGGAGUGGAGGAAAAUCUUUUCAAAAGGAUGUGUAACAUGGCUUUAGAGCGUUGGCAGCAUUGAAAGUGCUCUCUUGGGAGGACAUGGCUUUGACCAGUCGUGUGUGCAGUUUUGUAAGUGGUGACUGACUCCAUCGCAGGCGGUUGGUUGGUUGAGGAUCAGCACUGACUGGCUCCAACUCAAGGAUGAGUUUCACUGCACUUCAGUGCUGUCUUCUAGAGGAAGCAGAAUUGGUUCCAGCACAGCUGCUCCACACAGGUCACCUUUGUACCAGUGACCCUGGAGGGACUAUACAGGAUAAAAGCUUUUUAGUGACUCCAGAAGGCAGAGCCUUGGGCGCAGCCUGGUCAUGGGUAACGGUUACGCUUGGUGCCCCAACUUCUGCAACCUCAACCUCGACCUCUUCUGGGACUUCUCUGCCCUCUCAAACUGGAAUAAUGACUUAGCUACAGCGCUCAAAUCAACAAUUCCUUUAGCCUGAGUAUAGAGCUACCUGGCAACCAUGGAGCUCAGAGGAGGUGGAGUCGUCCUGCACCUGAUCGGUUCCUCUGUGUAAUCCUGGACAGUCUAAGAAAGGGACAGUUUGAUGUGCCUAGCCAGUUGUGAAACGUACAGUGGAUUUGUUUGCAUAAUAAGUCUUUCUGUAAUCUACUGUGGUCUGAUUUUAAAUAAAAUAGCAUAUCUCUUGGUGUUA
Apus apus (common swift) is the source of this 4648-nucleotide messenger RNA. It is a transcript of the gene VPS37B, whose product is annotated as VPS37B subunit of ESCRT-I. The transcript has 4 exons. The coding region runs from base 14 to 859 and encodes 281 amino acids. Gene Ontology annotation, biological process: ubiquitin-dependent protein catabolic process via the multivesicular body sorting pathway; protein targeting to vacuole; protein targeting to membrane. The record is from RefSeq and is a predicted model, not a curated record. Gene Ontology annotation, cellular component: ESCRT I complex. Lineage: Eukaryota; Metazoa; Chordata; Aves; Apodiformes; Apodidae.